Messenger RNA from Linderina pennispora, 5724 nucleotides. RefSeq names its product DUF221-domain-containing protein. Gene Ontology annotation, molecular function: calcium-activated cation channel activity. The transcript has a single exon. Lineage: Eukaryota; Fungi; Kickxellomycota; Kickxellomycetes; Kickxellales; Kickxellaceae. The record is from RefSeq and is a predicted model, not a curated record. Gene Ontology annotation, cellular component: plasma membrane. Bases 97 to 5538 code for a protein of 1813 amino acids.
AAAAAUACUUUUCUCACCUAAUAUUAUUAUUCUUCAUAUCCCUUGUUACACCCGUCCCUGACCACCGGGAACACACAGCACAUACUGGACAUAAACAUGGAGCCACAGGGGCACCGCAAACACGGCCGCGACAUAUCGAACCUGCUGGACCCGUCCAAGGUCCCUGGCUCCAGCUUCUACGCAGCCUCGAACGGCACCGACCUGGGCGUGCAGGCGAUAUUCGCGGGCUCCAUGUUCAUACUGUUCAUCACGCUGUUCAGUAUUCUGCGGCUACGGUGGCCGUUUAUUUUCUCACCGCGCACACGAUUGACGAUUACAGCACCGCCGUUCCUGUCACCCAAAUUUUUUGGCUGGUUCAUGGCGACAAUGCGCACGCCCGAGACGCAUAUUCUGAACACGGUGGGGCUGGAUUCGGUCAUUUUCCUGCGCUUCUACAAAAUGUGCAUGCGACUUUUGCUGGACGUGGCCUUCCUUUCCCUGGUGAUCAUCUGGCCGAUCAACAUCCGCUGGUCAAAGGUCAACCUCGGCACAACCGCGAGCACUGUCACCGACGACGGAUCGACGGUCUCAGCGCCGCACGCAGUUACCGACUAUCUGUUCAAUCUGACGCUUAAUACCCGGGACCCGAAACAGAAGUGGAAUCUGAUCCCGCAUAUCGUGUUUGCGUACAUUUUCUCCGGACUCGCGUACUACCACCUCUCGCGGUUCAGCUCGCGGUGGGCGUCGCUGCGGUGGCAUUUCCUGAUGUGCUCCAGGCACGCCAUGGUGUCCCGCACAGUCAUGCUGACCGGCGUGCCAAGACACUUGGCGAGCAGCCCACGUGAGCUCGAGUGGUUCUGGGGGCCCGGUCUCAGACUGGGCAAAAUCGAACGGGUCCGAGUGUGCCCGUUCAACACCAAGCUGACCAGCGGGCUGCGCGAGCGGGCGCAGUACUUGCUGAAGCUGGAGCACGCGAUCAAGGCAGUCCUGGGCAACCCGUGCGUGCACCCAGAGUAUGACCCGGAGCGUCUCAAGGCACUGAUAAUGGACCCAUCCGAGCAGGCGCGCGCAGAGGCAAACCAGCUGCUGCUAAAGUGGGCCAAGCCGUCGCGCAAAACGAAAAUACGGAAGCUGCGUCGCCGGGAUGCUUUGCCAACGACAAAAAUCGAGAUCUCGGAAGUCGACGACAGUCCCACCGACUUCCGAGCAAGCGCAACAGUCACCGCAUCGCAUUUCGUCGCCAGCUGCGCGCGCGGCGUGCAUUUUGCCGACUCGGGCGAGUAUUUCCGCGGACCAUCGCAGUCAGCCUCAGCCACCCCGCACGACGUCACGGUCGAGGAGGUCGAGGAUAACGCUGCGGAUGACUCGGAUGUGGCGUGGGCGCUGCGGAGACCGAAAAUCUGGGUGAAGGCCAAGAACCACUGGUGGCAGCCGUGGAAGCAUGUCGAUGCAAUCGACUACUGGCGCGCAAAGUUUCUAGAGUCAGACAAGUGUUUCCGCGAGCUGCGACGCACGAUCGGCCGCGAGCGCGACGAGGUCGGCCGGUCCACCACGGCAUUUGUGACAUUCGAGGAUGCGGCAUCGGCGCACAUGGUCACCCAGCUGUCGUGCUAUCCAAACCCUGGGUACAUGAAGGCCAGGCUGGCACCCGAGCCCCGUGGCGUGUACUGGCCGAACGUGUGGAUCUCGAACCGGCGCAAGUGGGCGCUAUUCACAGCCAAGUGGUUUAUCAUUUUUGUUAUCUGGGCGUUCUGGUGCGCGCCGGUCAUCCUGGUUUCGUCGCUACUGACGCCAACUACGCUGCAAAAGGUGUGGCCGUCGCUAGAUCUUGACAACAGCAAAAUCCUGCGCUCUCUGCUCUCGACGACUGUGCCAUCGGUCUUCCUGCUGCUGUUCCUCAACAUGCUGCCGUGGAUCCUGAAGCAGGUGCAUUUCUUUACGGGCGUGCGGACCAAGCCCGACAUCGACUAUUCGGUGCUGACCAAAAUGUGGGCGUUCCUGGUGUUCAACGUCAUCCUGGUGUUUGGCUUCUCGGGCACGUUCUGGGAGCAGAUCCUCGAUGUGGUAAACAACCCCGGCACGGUCAUGCAGAGCCUUGCAACCAACAUCCCCAAGGUCGGUACGUUCUUCACUGGCUACAUCCUGGUGCUUGGCAUCGGCUACCAGCCAUUCAAGCUGCUGCAGCUGAGGCCCGUGAUCUGGCACAUUGGCCGGCAGUGGCUAUGCAAUACGCCGCGCGACUAUGCACGGCUGGUGUCGCCUGUCUAUAUUGACUGGUACUCGGUAUACCCGUACCCGCUGAUGGUUUUCGCAAUUGCCAUGAUCUACUCGACAUUCUCGCCGCCUGUGGUUGUCGGUGCGGUCAUCUACUUUGUAAUUGGCUACCCGGUCAUGAAGUACCUGCUGCUGUACGUCUACUUCCAUCCGUUCGAGACCGCUGGCAUGGUGUGGCCGCGUGUAUGUCGCCGCAUGAUCUUCUCAAUCAUCAUUUACCAGGUGGUCAUGAUGACAUUUGUCAUUGUCAAGGGCGGCGGCUGGUACACGUUCAGCAUGGUGCCGCUGAUAAUGCUGUAUCUGUGGUUCUUUUACCUGUGCGGAUGGUCGCUGGAAAAGCAAGGCACGGUGUUGCCUGUGUAUUUGUGGCGGAACCCGCCGCCCAACAGCUCGUACCCGCUGCCGCCUGAGACCGACGAGCAGGCGGUGUUCGAUUCAGAAAAGAUGCGGUCCAGUCAAUCAAUCGAUUCGCCAUGGCCACAGCGCAAACAGUCCACAACCCCGCUUGCAGGCAACCGCCGGCCGAACAAGCAGCUGAAUGUACGCAAGCUGAAUGUCUCGGUCGCCCAGCGUCAGAUAGCAGCCUCAGGGCAUCGCCGCGAGUCAAGCCGCAGCGCACGUACACGCGAUAUUAUCCUGUCCAGGACUACCCCGGCCGAUCAUAACGGUGCGGCUUCUGGAAGUAGCCCAGUGAGCCAGCGUCGCCGCCGCGGGUCAAGCACCGGCAACCUGAGUCGUGCGACUCCUCGGCAGGCUGCCAAGAUGCGCAAGCCGUCGUCGACGGCACUGAUGUCCCAGCAGCGCAUUGCGAAGAAGCGCAGGCGUAAGUACAAGAGCCUGGCGGAGGCGGCCACCACCGAGGGAUCCAGGCUGCUGAUAUCCCUGACGAGACUGCCAGCCGAGCUGCAUUCGCGGUAUAGCUCGGCAAACCAGUCCAAGCAGCAGAACAUCGGGAGGCAGGGCGAGGAGUCGAAGCGGUGGUCAAUGAGCCUGCUCAACCCGUUCUCCAAAGACGACUCGAGCGGUGCGAGCCAGGGGCUGCUAGAGUCGGAGAGCAAUGACGAUUUCGGAGACAACCCGCCGGCUCUGCAGCGUGUACCAGCUGACAGCGGAGCAGAUGUCAACUUCGCAGUCGCCCAGAGUAAGGCAGCGCAGCUUGGCCAAGCUCCUCUUUCUGUGCGCACGGUCCGGUCUCCGUUAGCCAUGCCGCCAGUCCGCCGCCAGCUGUCGUCGGCUGCUGCCGGAAAGAAGCCUAGUAUGCUGCGCCAGGAAGUGCGUAUCGGCAGUCAGCGCCGGCAGCGCGACAUGGAGGACGGCAAUGAGAGUGGGGAGUGGUCUGAUGUGGAGAGCGAGAGCGAGGACAGCAGCGACCAGCAGCACAAACCACAGAUGACGACGGCAGCAAUGACGUACCCGGCCAGUGCAUCGCAGCCAGGGCAGACAACCGCGGCUCUGCACGACGAUUGGGAUCCGCUAGUGUAUCUGAAGCAGCAGCCGUCUGCCGAUAUCCCUGCGGUACGGAAUGCCGGCACGCUGGGCACGUUGCUGAACUCAGUGCCAAAUCACCACUUGGACCAGCCAGGCAGUUCGUCCCUGCGCCGCCGCCGCCCGUACAAUAGCGGUCGGUCCGACUCAGUAUCAACUACCGACAAUAUUCAGGGCUACCAGUCAGAUACCGAGAGCGCCCAGGGCGUUGAGCGAGCGCGUGCCUAUGCUGAUUCUCUGGCGCCGACCGAGGGAGCUGGCUUCGGCACCCGCGCCAAGGGCACGCUGCAGCGUAUCCGUGACUACUUCUUGGCUGACUUCCGCCCGGCCCGGCCGAUCCUGGAUCUGACAUACGACAAGCUAUAUACGCAGGGCGAUGAAGAGCGGGAGCGCAAUGAGGCCGCAUUAGCUGACAGCCUGCCGCAGUUCCGCGAGCUCCUUGGCCGUGUCCUGCCGCGCUCCAUGUCUCGCAACUUUGUGCAGUCUCCGACUGCCAGCAGCCAGCAGCAUCCGACCAGCGUCCACACCCCGGCACACGGCGAGACUCCAACUGGACCAAAGCAUGUGCGCAGCGGCUCGGUUAUUACGCCGCUCGGCGAGAACGCUUACAUAAACACGCUACGCGGGUUUAGCCCAUGGUCUGCAGCUUCGGCUGGCGAAAGCGUGUAUAACACGGCGCCGCCAGCACGCGGGUCGCUGGGCCCGGCGUUUGGGAAGCGGAUUUCCAGCCAUUCGCGGUCGCAGUCGGCUGCUGUGCCUAUGCCUCUGAUGCGUGGUCUGACUACGCCCAUCAGCCGCACCAGCACAUCGCCACAGAUCAGCGAAAACAACAAGUCACUGGCCCAGGUGGUCGACGGAUUUUCAAAUGCGGUCAAGACAGACAACAGCCAGGAUCCGCAGCCAGCAGAGUCUCCCAGGCCCCUGUCAUCGCAUGCGCGCAGCAAGUCGGUCCACGCCCUGAUGGGCAUCUUCAUGCGCAAACCGUCGACGGCCGACAAGCCGCGCAGCGCACUGGCUGAAUCCGCGGCCCCGCUGAUCUCUGCUGCCCCGGCCGAGCCCAGCCUUCCCCCGCUGUCCAAGCAGGCGUGGCUGCCGCUGAGCGCUCGUGAGCACCCGCACGAGCCCAACACUUCGGCCCACGGCUCGGCGGGCACGGGCAGCCUGAAUUGGCCACCCAGGCUGUCUCGCGAGCCAUCGAGCAUCGGAUCAGCGCAGUCGGGAGUCAGGUCGACGCACAAGAACUCGCUGCCACCGCCGCGCAUCCAGCUGACCACGCGCAUGGUCACCGAGCUCAACUACCCGACACGCCGCACCGCGACGGCGUCAGUUGCGCCCUAUCUGCUGCCGCCCCGGGCCGACCCGAAUGGCGACCAGCUGAUCGCCAACUACCAGCGCUUUGCGGUCGAAGCCCAGUCGAGAUUCGCUGCGGACGAGUUCACCGACUAUUCACAGACACCAAUGCUCAAUGUCUUUGGCGUGCUGGACCGUGGCAUCCAGGACUAUGUGCAUCCCGGCCUUGUUGGCGAACUGCCGACGCUGUGGCUGCCGGAGAAGAAGCGUGAUUCGCAUGAGGGCGAGGAGGCGCCUGAGCCCGAACACAGCGAAGGCGGAGUUCCGGACGCUGCGGUAGAGCCAGAGUUCGCUGCAUCGGCUCCCCAGUGGGUCGUGAAUCGGCUGCUCAGUUACCGUAUGCCGAUGGCCAACCCCAACGCCAAUGGCAACGCCAACGAGGGCCAGUUCUAUCCGUCCGCUGCGGACCACGAAGAGUUGCGUGAGGUGCGCAUCCAGCAGGACCACUGAUGCGCUGGGGCUCCGGCCUGUUUCUUACAAAUUCUGUAUAUUUGCGGUUCGACCUUUAUAUAAUUGUUAUGUCGGCGUUCGGCGCUUUUUUUUGGUACUGGUGUCGUAUGGUGCCGGUUCCCUUUUCUUUUACUAAUAUCUGGUGACUAAAUUGCCCGGCUACCCAACAGUGGUCCGAUAAAGCGA